This is a messenger RNA of Harmonia axyridis, 2205 nucleotides long. RefSeq lists its product as uncharacterized. The record is from RefSeq and is a predicted model, not a curated record. Bases 178 to 1527 code for a protein of 449 amino acids. The transcript is spliced from 7 exons. NCBI's taxonomy places the organism in Eukaryota, Metazoa, Arthropoda, Insecta, Coleoptera, Coccinellidae. Gene Ontology annotation, biological process: peptidyl-glutamate ADP-deribosylation.
UGUAAUGUUACAAUUAAUUAAUGGUCUGUGGAAAUUUGCUGACAUAUUAUUUAUUAAAACUUUACUUUAGGGGAAUCCCCUUCUCAUGGUAAUGCGGGUGUUGUAAAAAUAAUUUUGCAUUCUGUGAAGUUAGAAAUAUUAGAGAAGUAUAUUUCGUAGAAUUAAUUAUUUUGAAUCAUGGGUAAGAAGGAAAAAAGGCUUCAAAAAAAGACGGCAAAUAAAAGUUCUAAUAUAACUACAAGUACUCCUAAUAAAGAAGAUUCGCAAUCAUCAUCUGGAUAUAAAGUUAGUGAUCAACCAAGUUCCAAUCAGUUCAAAGAUUCUAAAAUAUAUUCGGGAGUCGACGAUACUAGGUCUAGGUGUGGAAAUUCAAGUCCUAAUAAAGAAGAUUCGCUAUCUUCAUCUGUUGGUGAUCAAUCAAGUUCCAAUCAGUUCAAGGAUUCAGAACACUCGAAAGUCGAAAAGACUAGGACUAGUUCCAGAAAUAUAAUUCAUAAUAAAGAAGAUUCGCAAUCUUCAUAUGGAGAUGAAGUUAAUGAUCCAUCAAGUUCCAAUACAUUCAAUAAACAUGCAAGAGUCAAUGGGAGGCAUAGAAAUUCAAGUCCUAGAAAUGAAGAGAGGAAUAGGAACUGGCCCAGCGGAAAUCAAUCUUCCUCAUCAUUUGGUAAGAAAGGUAGAAAUUCAAAAAAUUAUCCAAUGAAUUCUAAAGAUUCAACUGAAAAUGGAAGUAUUGAGACUCCUAUAAAAAAUUAUGACGGAUUUAAGAAAGAAAUUGAAGGAGAAGGCAAUUCUAGUAAAAAAGAAAAUCAGUCUUCAUCUAUGCAAGACAAUUAUUCAACUGAUUCAAAAUAUUCAAAUUCAAGUAAUUGUACUCCAAAUAGAAGUUGCUAUAGAAGUUUCAGUAAACAGAAAAUUUUCAUGAGAAAUGAUACUGAUGAAAAGAAUGAUUUUUGUUCCUAUUUGAUAUCUGGAGAGGCUGAAAAUGACUCUAGAGUGAAGGAAGUGGAAGGAAAUUUGUUUGAAGUUGACGAAGAUUAUGCAUUAGCUCAUUGUGUUGCACAGGAUAUGAAUAUGGGCAGUGGUAUAGCAAUUGAAUUUAGGAAUCGAUUCAAUAAAGUUCCAGAACUAUUAUCUCAACAUGCUAAAACAGGAGGAUUAGCCAUUCUUGAAAAAAAAGGCAGAUUCAUUUAUUAUUUAGUGACAAAAUCCGUUUCUCAAGGAAAACCAACAUAUGACAGUCUCUGGUCCUCUUUGUGUAAACUAAGAGAACACAUGAAAGCCAACAAUGUUAAAAAGCUAGCUAUGCCUCGAAUUGGUUGUGGCUUAGAUCGGUUAGAUUGGGAUGUUGUUUGGCGAAUGUUGAAAUAUUUAUUUAGAAGUGAAGAUUCUGACAUAUUGGUGUGUAAUUUCCAGCCGCUUAAAAAAGGAAGGAAAAGGUGCAAGAAGACCAAGUGCUAUAAAGGAGUUAAAAAGAGCAAACUUUUUAUGCAACAAUUUUUUCAAAAGAAGUCACAUCAGAAAAAGUAGAACAUAAUUUUUCAUUUUUUCCAUUUGUUCUUCAGUAAUUUGUCUUCUGAUUAUAAUUUUUAUUUUUGUACUUAUAGCUAUCAGAUGUGUUCAUUUAUAAAGGAAACAAUACAUUUGUAUUAUCUUAGCAAAUAAGUAUUUUAUUAGUUUUGAAAUAAUUUUUUAUUAUUAUAUUCACUUAUUAAUUAAUCAAUUAAUUCAUUUUUAUAAUUUUGUUUUGUUUGAGUAAAAUAGAUAUUUUUCAUUCAAUACUUAUUAUUCUAUUUACACUUGAUGGGAUCCACAUUGCAUUUUUAUAUUUCAUCUGAUUUUUAUCAAUCUUUAUUAGGUAGAGAUUAAUCUCUGAAUGUUGAGAUGAUUUAAUUAUUUUUUUUUAUUGAAUUAAAUCUUCAAAUUAUACCGACAUUUAUUUCAUUAAGCCAUGAAAAUUAGCUCAUCUUUAACUGAAUGAUCACUAGGUAUUUCUUUUUUUCUAAUAGUAAAAUCAAAUUAUUAUAAAAUUGAAGAGCUAAUUUUACUCCAUUAAUAUCAAUGAAAAAAAUUAAUGAAUAUCCUGCUGCCUAUAACUAGCAAAAACAUAUAAUUGAAGAAUAUGUAUGUCCUGGUUAUAGAAAAGUUUACAUUGAAAUUCUUUCAAUUCUGAAUGAUCGUAUUAAAGCUACUAAAGAACAAUUUUUU